Rhizopus microsporus ATCC 52813 is the source of this 1431-nucleotide messenger RNA. RefSeq names its product NAD and Zn-dependent alcohol dehydrogenase. Gene Ontology annotation, biological process: alcohol metabolic process. The record is from RefSeq and is a predicted model, not a curated record. The transcript is spliced from 3 exons. Lineage: Eukaryota; Fungi; Mucoromycota; Mucoromycetes; Mucorales; Rhizopodaceae. Gene Ontology annotation, molecular function: alcohol dehydrogenase (NADP+) activity; zinc ion binding. The coding region runs from base 393 to 1379 and encodes 328 amino acids.
UUCCGACUAUUACUUUUUAUUAGAGAUUACGCGCAUUCAAGCAAACAGUAUAGAUAAAAGGGUUACUAUAGGGCAUUUUGUUACUAGGCUAGUUUCCAUAGUAAAGAAUAAAAGGGGGUGAAUGAAGCAUAAUUUGGACGAUUUGUUUGGGGUUUGGUUUCACUAUCGAAAAUGACAUCUGCCUGAGUUUCAAGCUUGAUUUCUAAUCAAUAAGAUAAUCCCCGUUUUUUAACCAUUACUGAUAUAAGUAGCUUUAUUCUUGUUGUUUCUAUUACAACACACAAAUGAGUUCUGAUACUUUUCACGGAUGGGCCGCUGUUUCUAAAGGUAUAGCUCUUAAUCUUUCUCUAUAGCAGUGACAUAACUUAAUAAUAGACAAACCUUUGGAAUGGAUGGAGUUGCCUUUAAGAGCACCUGACGAUGAUACUGUCGACAUGAAGAUUACUCACUGUGGUAUCUGUGGUAGUGAUAUUCACACUCAAGACAGUGGUUGGGGUGAAACUGACUAUCCUUGCGUUACUGGACACGAAAUUACUGGUAUCUGUACUGCUGUCGGUAAGAAUGUCAAGCAUAUCAAGGUUGGCGACCGUAUCGGUGUUGGUGCUCAAUCUGGCUCCUGCCUUGAAUGUAAGGAGUGUUUGAAUGGUGAAGAAAAUCUUUGUCAAGGUCGCAAGACUGGUACUUACAACAGCCGCUGGCCAAACGGUGACAAAGCCUUUGGUGGUUAUGCUGAUAAAUGGAGGGGCCACCAACGUUUUGUUUUCAAAGUGCCAGACAACAUGACAAACGAAGUUGCGGCCACCUUUUUCUGUGCUGGUGUCACUACCUAUUCUCCUUUGAAGAGAUACGGCGUCACUAAGGGAAGCAAGGUUGGUGUCAUCGGUCUUGGCGGCUUAGGCCAUUACGCUAUUCAAUGGGCCAAGGCAAUGGGUGCUCACGUAGUAACUAUUUCCAGAUCCGACAAGAAACUCCAAGAUGCUACAGCUCUUGGUUCCCAUGAAUAUAUUAAUGCAAGCAACCCUGAUGAAUUAAAGGCUCAUACGGGUACUUUUACACACAUCAUUUGUACAGCUUACAGCAAGGAGUUUGAUUGGCCAACUUAUUUCAAACUAAUGGACACCAACAGUUACUUUAUUAUGGUUGCUCUUCCUGAAGCACCUCUUAACGGCAUUCCUGCUAUGCUCUUGGCAGCUAGACAGAUCAGUCUUGUUGGUUCCAUGAUUGGUUCUCCUUCCAUGAUUGAAGAUAUGCUUCAAUUUGCUGCUGAGCACGAUGUGAAGCCCUGGAUCAGCAAGUAUCCCAUGAAACAGUGUAAUGAAGCCGUCCAAGCCUUCAGAGAUGGCAAACCAAGAUAUAGAAUUGUUUUGGAAAAUGAAUAAAGUUUUCUUGUAAUUGUACCAUAUUUCGUGUUUGCGUUAAAUGAUUUAUUCA